AUGAUAACCAUCGGCGUGCCCCUCCUCCCCAGGGCCGUCUCCGCCCCACAGAAGAACUGGAACCUCUCGAAUCGCCGCCAGGCUGGCUGGGUCCAGCUAAAGGAGGACGGUUUCACAUCGUUCCGCUGGAACAAGCGUUUCAUGGUCAUCAGCGACAGAACGCUCAAUUUCUACAAGCUGGAACCUUCCGCCGACAUGAGCCAGCCCAAGGAUUUGGACAUGCUGUUCCCGCUCAACUUGAUUGGCGCCAUCAACUUGAAACCGAGCCUGAGCUCCAAGCUGACGCCGCCAGUGAUUGAGAUUGUGCCCAAGAACAACGCCAAGUCGCUUUUGAUCUCCAUCAAAAACAACAACGAUCACCUAGACUGGCUCGACUCGUUCGCUACCAAAUGCCCGUUGAUCACCAUCGGCUCCGGCCUGGGCUCUCUGUCCGUCUCGCUGGGCGUUUCUAAUCCUACAAACUUCACUCAUAAUAUCCACGUGGGUUUUGACCCAGCCAGCGGUAACUUCACCGGCGUCCCGGAGGCGUGGAAGCAGUUGCUCCUGAACUCGAAGAUCACCAACGAGGACUGGAAGAAGGACCCAGUGGCGGUGAUAGAGGUUUUGGAGUUUUACUCCGAUAUUAAUGGCUCUAAUGGCGGUACUCCCGUGUCAACGCCUGAACUCAAGCAGGGUCCUGGCUCUUUGAACUUCCAGGAUUGGACAAAACACCCGGCUGCCAAAGCCCAACAGCCAAUGGACUUCAAACCUACCAGAGCUGCUCCAAAACCACCAGCUCCUUACCACACGACACAGAAGCCCCUGUCGCCAUUGAUGAACCUCAUGAAUGCCCAGGGCCCUGAGUCAUCCGAUUCUCUCGCUAAAUUGUCAGGUCCAGGUAGCUUAAUUCCAGCUAGAAGAGCUCCUCCUGUGCCAGGUCAGGCUCCAGGACAGGCUCCGGGACAGGCUCCACCACCUCAGGCACAACCUCCCCGUCAUCAGGCUCCAGAUGCUGCCAAGAAGCCACAGGGCUUGGGUAUCAGCACUCUGGUACCUAAGCAGGCUCCUCCAGUGAUGCCCCGCAACGUGCAUCCUGAUGUCAAGGUCCAUUCUGAUAAUAUCAAGCAUACGUUAGCCAAGACUGACCCUCUGAGAAGGCCACAGGACGACCUUCCUGACCUCAAGCCACUCCGCUUGAAGCCCAAGCAGGAGCAGCGUCCUAAGCAUGAAGAAAAACCUCACGAGGCACUCAAGCAAAAAUCUGACAAUGUGCCUCCCCGGACAGUUGACCCCAAGGUUCACAAGGCCCCAACGCCAGCGAAGACCACCAAGCAGAUCAAGAAAGAGCGCGAGCAGCUCAAUGACCGCCAGAUCCUCGCCAAGUUGAAGACUGUGGUUAACAAUAAGGACCCAUCUACAUUGUUCCGCAUCAUCAACAAGGCUGGCCAAGGUGCUUCGGGAGAGGUGUACCUUGCCGAGUCGCUUGCGCCUAAGGACAGAGGCCAAAAGGUUGCCAUCAAGCAGAUGGACCUUAAGGUGCAGCCUCGUAAGGAACUUAUCAUCAACGAGAUUCUUGUGAUGAAGGACUCUCAACACGCGAACAUUGUCAAUUUCUUGGAUUCUUAUUUGCGUGGAUCCAGCGACCUUUUAGUGGUUAUGGAAUACAUGGAAGGUGGUUCUUUGACAGAAGUUAUCGAAAACAACGAGACCAAGCUCAAUGAGAAUCAAAUCGCCACCAUUUGUCACGAAACAUUGAAGGGUUUGCAAUUCUUGCACCGCAAACAGAUUAUUCACAGAGAUAUCAAAUCCGACAACGUUUUGCUUGAUGCUAAAGGCAAUGUGAAAAUCACCGACUUUGGUUUCUGUGCAAAGUUGACGGAUCAAAGGAGCAAGAGAGCAACCAUGGUCGGUACGCCGUACUGGAUGGCGCCGGAAGUGGUUAAGCAAAGAGAAUACGACGGCAAGGUGGAUGUCUGGUCUUUGGGAAUCAUGACAAUUGAAAUGAUAGAAGGCGAGCCACCUUACUUGAACGAAGAGCCAUUGAAGGCGCUUUACCUCAUUGCCACAAACGGAACACCCGAGUUGAAGAACCCCAAGGCGGUGAGCGAGGAGAUGAUGAACUUUUUGUCAUGCUGCUUGAUCUUGCAACCCGAAGCAAGAGGCAGCACCGACAGCCUAUUGAGGGACCCAUUCAUUACGCACAAGAGCACCGAUGUUGGAGUUCUAGCGCCUUUGUUGGAGUGGAAGAAGAACCAGGAAAGCGCUGAUGCACAAUAA
Messenger RNA from Candidozyma duobushaemuli, 2256 nucleotides. RefSeq names its product serine/threonine protein kinase (gene CLA4). Gene Ontology annotation, cellular component: cytoplasm. The transcript is spliced from 3 exons. Gene Ontology annotation, molecular function: protein serine/threonine kinase activity; ATP binding. The record is from RefSeq and is a predicted model, not a curated record. Bases 1 to 2256 code for a protein of 751 amino acids. Gene Ontology annotation, biological process: regulation of MAPK cascade; intracellular signal transduction; protein phosphorylation. NCBI's taxonomy places the organism in Eukaryota, Fungi, Ascomycota, Pichiomycetes, Serinales, Metschnikowiaceae.